This is a messenger RNA of Adineta ricciae, 351 nucleotides long. NCBI's taxonomy places the organism in Eukaryota, Metazoa, Rotifera, Eurotatoria, Adinetida, Adinetidae. The record is from the annotation of a GenBank genome assembly.
AUGUCAUUUCUUCGUAGUUCAUUUUCCAUUCGAAAAACAAAACCGCGAAAAGCUGUUUCGCGUUCACCACUGAAACUACCUUCGGAAGAACUUGCACGUGAAUUCGGACCGCAAUAUCAAACAAUCGACGCACGUAUUGGCGAUCAAAAAGUGACUUUUGACACAGCGCAAGGCGAUUGGAUUGCCGAUGGAACAGUCGGUCCAACAGUCAGUGCUCGUGAAAUAGCUAAAUUAGACAAGAAAAGGCGUGAAUUGGAAGAAGACAACAAUCUUCUUCGAACGAAACUGGAUAUUCUACUUGAAAUGCUUGCUGAAGUGACAGCCGAACAAGAACUUCGGCGUAUGCGUUGA